AACCGUUGUAUGCACAUUUGGCUUGCUCAGGAGAUUACGCGUGUCAGCAACAUACCGGAGAGGAAUACCAUUGUAUUGAUAUGUUAACGGAGGACGUGUGAAGAUUCAGUAAAGUUUACCGGCAUCACGUUCACGUCCCCCUCCGACGUCAAACCUUGUUGCGUAAUGUUAAGACCGUAUUCCAGCUCUCGCGGUGUUGCUAAUGGAAGUGUCAGUGUCAACAACGGCCAGCCAUCGGUACAGCAGCACUACCCGGAGCAGGGAGGGGGGAGUCCAGAGGCUAUCACGUCGGAACAUUUGUCUGAGAUGGGGGAUGAUCGACCCUUUGUAUGCACUGCCCCUGGAUGUGGGCAGCGAUUCACAAAUGAAGACCACCUGUCGGUCCACAAGCACAAGCAUGAAAUGACGUUAAAAUUUGGUCCUGCCAGAACGGACUCUGUUAUCAUUGCAGACCAGACACCCACACCCACACGUUUCCUGAAGAACUGUGAAGAGGUUGGGUUAUUCAAUGAGCUCGCCGGCUCCUUUGAACAUGAGUUUACCAAAGCACACGAGGACGACCAGAGGACGAAACACCCGGCUGCACCUUUACAAACACCGUCUGAAGUCAAAGUUGAAGAUGAGGGUCCUUUGCAAGUGGAUUCUUCCUCUCCCGGAAGUCCAGAUUCCUCUUCCAGCAUGUCAGACAACAGCAGAGACUCGAGGGAGAUUCACACGCAGCCUGUGGUAAGCUCUGCCCCUACUCCAACCAUUGUGCGCCCAGGUUCUCUUCACCUGAGCAAUGAAGCACUUCACCCAACUCUGCCAUCGCCAACAUCUGUCAUCACGCAAACGCCGCCCUCCAACAGACAGCUCAGCUCCCCAACAAGCGCUUAUCCACUGGUGAGGCUUCCUAAUGGGCAGACCGUCCCCCUCCUGCCCAGUCCUGUGCAGAUGACCUCAGUUAUAUCUCUUGCGAGGCCAGCGAACUCGGUGCCCAACAUCCCUGGGAUUCCAGGACCUCCAGUGGGCGGAGCCAGCAGUGGGUCGUCCUCCCCGUCUGGGUACAGUCUGCACUCUGAGACCAAGAUGCAGCUAAAAGCAGCUCUAUCUCAUCAGGGCCCAGGAGCACAAGAUGGAGCCGGUGGGGGGUCCGGAUCCAUCCCUGCUGUGCCCCAGCGACCCGAACAGAGCCAACAACCCACUCAAAACUCUGAUGCACCAUCACCUGCGCAACCCCAGGUGUCCCCCGCUCAGCCAACAGGAGGCCGGCGGCGGCGAGCUUCGGAGAUGGACCCUGACGAGAGGAGGGAGCGUUUCCUGGAGAGAAACCGGGCGGCCGCCUCUCGCUGCAGGCAAAAACGAAAGCUGUGGGUUAACUCUUUGGAGAAGAAGGCGGAUGAUCUUGUCAACAUGAAUGUGUCCCUGAGUGGUGAAGUAAGCCUACUGAGGAACGAGGUGGCUCAGCUGAAGCAGCUCCUCCUGGCCCACAAAGACUGCCCGGUCACUGUUAUGCAGAAGAAGGCAGCUUUCUUAGCUGCAGGAGGAGAGGAAACCUCCAGAGAUACUUCCAGUGAACCCAUAGGCUCCCCGGCGGCCGUUAUACAGCACGGGCCGUCACCGCCCGCCUCGGCCUGCAGUCCGGGGGCCACCAUUAACGGGCUGAGCGUCCGCGCCGCAGAGGCGGUGGCCAUGUCGGUUUUGGCAGGCAUGGGAUCGGGCCAGCCAGGAGGGGUUGUAAUGGCGACGCAGUCACAGUCAGCCCCCAGAUGAUGUGCUGACGCAGGUAGCCAGUAUGAACUCAAGUGGCCUUUUGAAAGGCCGGACCGGUGCGAAGCGUUUUGAAAAGAGGGACCCGCCCUCAAACCCCACCCCAGACUCGGAUGCUGUCAUCCCCUCACAGCCAGUGGUAGUCACACAAAGACACGGCGCCGUGCCUCCGUCUACGCUCCGGUCCCAGCUGUUCAGAGACGCUUCGCCACUUUUUGUCUGUAAAUAUGAAAACACGUCGGACACUCGCUCUGCAGGGUUUGGGGUCAUUUCUUGUUCAGUCGUGCCAUUUGGAAAAAAAAAGUUUUAGAUUGGGAUGAAAAUUAUGACUUUUAAUGUCAAGUUCAUCGGUUUAUUUUCAUUUCACUUGCAACGUCAGUCCCACACGCUGGCUGUGAUGAGGUCGUUUGCUUUCCAGGCUGACGAUUGUACUUGUAUUUUUCAUUUGUAUGAAAAAGAUUUUUUUUAUGCCUGAUUCUGGUCGUCGACAUAAUGUUUGCAGAAGCAGUGAAAGUACGGUGAGAGAUUGGCUGGCUGAUUUCAGUAAAUGGCAGCCUGGAAAGUUUUUCUUAUGUUUACUUUUCAACCUGUCCUUUUAGUUUUCUGUGUGUGUUUCACUUUUGAGUUGAUUCUACUGAAAUACACACGACGGUUUUGUCAAACCAAAUCAUCGAUGUGUACACAAUUUUCCCCCGUGAGUGUGUGCCUGACUUUUUAACCACCAAUUUUAACCCAUUUGGAAUGGAUGUCAUUACAUUAGUCGUGUAUGUAUCGAACCCUAUUGACUGCAUGGAUUACUCGAGGCUGAAGGAUACCACUGUUUGUUUGUGCUUCGUCAUACUGUCACUGUUUAUAGAUCUGCUUUUCUUCUGUUUUAAAACAUGAAAUUACUGAUGCAAAAAUGUUCCUUGUUUUUUAAGGAUUCCAUCCUCAGUCCUAAUGUGACACUCUUGAAAUGGUUAGCUUUAGAAGGCCUUCAAAUGAUAAUCAGAAACAUUAGAUUUUAAAUCACUUACCCCGGCAUUUCAGUUGAGGAAAUAGUUGUGCAAUAUAUUUUUCUAUUGAUUAUCAAUGUUCUUGCGUUUAUUUGUCAUGUGACGCCCAGCCGUCUAUUUCAGUUGAAAGCUAAAGUUAUGAGGUGAAUGAAUGGGAUUAGUGCACAUCAGUAGAGAAGGUGCUUUCCAACAUUUGAAAAGCUGUCUUGUAUCAUGAAGUAUACCCAAAUAGUUGUGCAAGGUGCUUCUUUUGAAAUUCAAGUUUUGAAAUGCAAAUUUUAUACCGCCGUGUACUUCCAAGACUAUCAUGGUUUAUUUCCCCUCACACUCUGUGUGUAUGUUUUUUUUUUUGUUUUUUUUUAAUAACGUCAUUGUUUCGACAGAUGCUUAUCUUUCUCUGAGGGCAUGUCAGGCUUUUUUUUUUCCAUCAUGUGAUUAGAAUGUACCUUUUAUUUUUGUUAAAGAGCAUAGAUGUCUUUUAUGUGUUAAUGCAGGUUGAAGCACAUAAUAAAAUGUCUCUGAUAUCUGUAUGGAGAGAGUUUGUCAUAUCCUCAGGCUUCAAGAUGGAAAAAAAUACUUGUGUAUAGUCUCAACUAAUGAAUAAGUUGUCUCGGGCAAAUAAUGAAAUAAAUUAAUGAAAAAAAAA
Messenger RNA from Anarrhichthys ocellatus (wolf-eel), 3390 nucleotides. RefSeq names its product activating transcription factor 7b (gene atf7b). Gene Ontology annotation, molecular function: DNA binding; DNA-binding transcription factor activity. The record is from RefSeq and is a predicted model, not a curated record. Gene Ontology annotation, biological process: regulation of DNA-templated transcription. NCBI's taxonomy places the organism in Eukaryota, Metazoa, Chordata, Actinopteri, Perciformes, Anarhichadidae. The transcript is spliced from 12 exons. Bases 166 to 1752 code for a protein of 528 amino acids.